AGGGAGAGAGAUAGAAAGGAAUUUCGUGACUCAAUAUAAAAUAAACCCAAUUGGUUUGGUUUUUAGAGGAGACCGCAUAGCUUAGCUCUCAACCCAGGAAUAUGAUUAAACUAUUUAAAGUAAAGGAAAAGCAAAGAGAACUUGCAGAAAAUACCAGUAAUGGAGUACCUGUCAAGAAGCAAAGUGCUGGCGAGUUGCGUCUUCACAAAGAUAUCAGUGAGCUGAAUCUACCAAAAUCUUGUACCAUGCAAUUCCCCAAUGGCAAAGAUGACCUCAUGAACUUCGAAGUUUUAAUUCGACCUGAUGAUGGAUAUUACCUAGGUGGCACUUUUUUGUUUUCCUUCCAUGUGUCUCCCAUCUAUCCACAUGAAGCACCCAAGGUGAAGUGCAAGACAAAGGUCUACCAUCCAAAUAUUGAUUUGGAAGGGAACGUCUGUCUCAACAUCUUAAGAGAAGACUGGAAACCUGUCCUGAAUAUAAACACUGUUAUCUAUGGCUUGUAUCAUCUCUUUACGGAGCCAAAUUACGAGGAUCCCCUGAAUCAUGAUGCAGCUGCCGUGUUGAGAGAUAACCCAAAGAUGUUUGAAUCUAAUGUGAGGAGGGCAAUGUCUGGUGGGUAUGUGGGGCAAACCUUUUUCCCACGCUGUAUGUAAACCAUGCUCAACAACUUCCAAGCCCUGUUUGAAAUAUAAUCAAUGCUUUGAUGGCCCCUGGUUUGUAAAAUUUAUUUAUCAAAAUUGCAUUUUACUUUCGUCAGUAUGUUAUUUUUCUGGGUGGAGGGAGCAUCAAGUUCCUUAGACCACCAAACGCAUCUAAAAGCCAAACAAGUGGAGGAAUGUUGAAUGUAUCUUUUGUGCAAUGUUGACGUACUAUUCUAAACAAUCAAAAAUGGGUUCAGCGGUCAA
Messenger RNA from Lathyrus oleraceus (garden pea), 905 nucleotides. RefSeq names its product NEDD8-conjugating enzyme Ubc12. The transcript is spliced from 6 exons. The record is from RefSeq and is a predicted model, not a curated record. Lineage: Eukaryota; Viridiplantae; Streptophyta; Magnoliopsida; Fabales; Fabaceae. Bases 102 to 653 code for a protein of 183 amino acids.